UGAGGUGUUGACUUCUCCAUCUCUUGUGUGCUUUGGGGGAGCUUUCCACUCUGCCAGAGGAAACACACUUAGAAAAAGCACGAACGUCAAUCCCCGCCAUUCCCUCGGGGUCUCCCAACCUCCCCCAGCCUCCAGAGAGCAAAGCGCGAAGGGGCGCGGCAGCCCGGACCAGCCCACAGCCACACGCAGCCUCGCAGCCUCUCCAGUCCCCUGCCGUCGCAGCUGCAGCCGGUCGGAGAUGGGGCAGUGGCGGGGGCGUAGGGGCUGCACAGGGAGCCUUGGUUGUUAGCUCCCAGGUCUAGGUGCGUGCAGCCGCCUUGAGCAGCUCGUAGCCAGCGUGGGUCUGCGGUGACAGUGCAGUGAAGGCUGGGCACCGGCUCGAGCUGGGACCCCGGAGGCACGAGCCAUGACGGACGCCAGCCAAAAGAAGGAGGGCUUCAAGAAAUGUAGGAGCGCCACUUUCAGCAUCGAUGGGUACAGCUUCACCAUCGUUGCAAAUGAAGCAGGAGAUAAGAAUGCCCGUCCACUUGCCCGCUUCUCCCGGUCUAAGUCACAGAACUGUCUGUGGAACUCCCUCAUUGAUGGGCUCACUGGGAAUGUCAAGGAGAAGCCACGGCCAACAAUUGUUCAGGACACCCGACCCCCGGAGGAAAUUCUGGCAGAUGAAUUGCCACAACUGGAUAGCCCAGAAGCUUUGGUGAAGACGUCCUUCAGAUUACGGUCUUUGGUCAAGCAGUUGGAACGAGGGGAGGCCUCUGUGGUGGAUCUGAAGAAGAACCUGGAAUAUGCAGCGACCGUGCUUGAAUCUGUAUAUAUCGAUGAAACAAGGCGACUUCUGGACACAGAGGACGAGCUUAGUGACAUUCAGUCAGACGCUGUGCCUUCCGAGGUCCGAGACUGGCUGGCCUCCACCUUCACGCGACAGAUGGGGAUGAUGCUUAGGAGAAGCGAUGAGAAGCCCCGGUUCAAGACCAUCGUCCAUGCAGUGCAAGCUGGGAUAUUUGUGGAGAGAAUGUAUAGGCGGACAUCAAACAUGGUUGGGUUGAGCUAUCCACCAGCUGUUAUUGACGCAUUAAAGGAUGUGGACAAAUGGUCCUUCGAUGUGUUUUCCCUCAACGAGGCCAGUGGAGAUCACGCACUGAAAUUCAUUUUCUAUGAAUUACUCACACGCUAUGACCUGAUCAGCCGUUUUAAGAUCCCCAUUUCUGCACUUGUCUCAUUUGUGGAGGCCCUCGAAGUAGGGUACAGCAAGCACAAAAAUCCUUACCACAACCUGAUGCAUGCCGCUGAUGUCACGCAGACUGUGCAUUACCUUCUCUAUAAGACAGGAGUAGCAAACUGGCUGACAGAACUGGAGAUCUUUGCCAUAAUCUUCUCGGCUGCCAUCCACGACUAUGAACACACUGGAACUACCAACAAUUUCCACAUUCAGACACGGUCGGAUCCAGCUAUCUUGUACAAUGACAGAUCUGUACUGGAGAACCACCACUUGAGUGCAGCCUACCGCCUUCUGCAGGAUGACGAGGAGAUGAAUAUUCUGGUCAACCUCUCAAAGGAUGACUGGAGGGAGUUUCGCACCUUGGUAAUUGAGAUGGUAAUGGCCACGGAUAUGUCCUGUCAUUUCCAGCAAAUCAAAGCCAUGAAGACAGCCUUGCAGCAGCCAGAAGCAAUUGAAAAGCCGAAAGCCUUAUCCCUGAUGCUGCACACAGCGGACAUCAGCCACCCUGCAAAAGCCUGGGACCUGCACCACCGCUGGACCAUGUCUCUCCUGGAGGAGUUCUUCAGACAGGGUGACAGAGAAGCCGAGCUGGGGCUGCCGUUUUCUCCUCUCUGUGACAGAAAGUCAACUAUGGUUGCUCAGUCACAAGUGGGUUUUAUUGACUUCAUUGUGGAGCCCACCUUUACUGUGCUCACGGAUAUGACUGAGAAGAUUGUGAGUCCCUUAAUCGAUGAAAGCUCCCAGACUGGUGGGACCGGCCAGAGGCGCUCAAGUUUGAACAGCAUCAACUCCUCAGAUGUAAAGCGAUCAGGUGUCAAGAGUUCUGGGUCAGAAGGAAGCGCUCCCAUCAACAAUUCUGUCAUCCCUGUUGACUACAAGAGUUUUAAAGCCACUUGGACAGAGGUGGUGCACAUCAAUCGGGAGCGGUGGCGGGCCAAGGUGCCCAAAGAAGAGAAAGCCAAGAAGGAAGCUGAAGAGAAGGCUCGCCUGGCUGCUGAGGAAAAGCAAAAGGAAAUGGAAGCCCAAAGCCAAACUGAACAAGGCAAAGCUGAGAAGAAGACAUCAGGAGAAACGAAAGGUCAAGUCAAUGGAGCCCGUACAAACAAGGCGAAGAACCCCAAAGGCGACAAGACAGGAGAAAAACAGCAGAAUGGUGACUUGAAAGAUGGGAAAAAUAAGGCAGACAAGAAGGAUCACUCCAGCACCGGAAAUGAUUCAAAGAAAACAGAUGAUCCAGAAGAGUAGAAAAGACCUCACAUAGACUGAGGCUGCCAGUGUCUCGCGCCAUUUUAGCUGAGCUUCUUCACUCUCCUUCUUCCACAAAGACCCCUAUCUGGGGAAGGUGUACAGCUUUCAAACCCAAGCUCCACAUUUGGCCUUCUCUCAUGCUGUCUCCUCCCAGGGGCCUCUGGGGUUGACUUGUGGUCUUAGAAUUAUGGGGGAAUUUUUUUUUCACCUGAGCACACAAACCCCACAUGAGGCUUGUUCUGCUUUGUUUUCAUUUUGUUUUUGUCCCACCCUUGAAGCAGAAAUCAAACAUGAAAGGCCAUUUUACAACCUACUAUUAUUAAUUUGGCUUUAACAGCACCUGAUGAGCCUGGAGAGAAAACCUGACCUCCUGGAUGUGCUGAGUGAGGCCUGGAAAAGUACCCCGCAGAGUGACCGCCAUUUUGUUUUUGUUAGUCCUGUUGACUUAGAUGUUGCCUUUCAUACUGGCUCAUGAUGGCCUUGAUAGUCAGGCUGACCUUCAUCACAGUUGAAGUGAAAGGCCAAUCUCUGGUUCUUUUUUCCAGCUGAGAAUACUCAUUUCCUCCAGUUUAUCUUUUAAUGCUUAAAUUUUGUUCUUACGUUUUUUUUUUCAUUUGUAUAAUAUGAACUUGCUUGUCUCUUAAGCGAGAUUAUCCUACAGGAAUAUGUAUUUGAUGCUUAAUUUAUUAUCUGUAAAUUCAUGAAUAUAAACCUCAAUGUGUUCGUUGAUGACCAUAUAUCAAUGGGUUUCCCAGUUUUUUCACUGGGCAGCAUCCAUUAUUAAGAGGUCACUGAAAUAUUGACCACUUCCUGGUCCUCUUCUUUUGAGUGUCUGUGAGUUGACUUGAUUACUUUAUAAACUGUUUAGAAAGGGAAGUGUUAAGGGACCCAGAAUCAGAGAGUUAUGUCAGGUAAUAGUUUUCAUCUUAGUGGAAUUAUAAAACCACGAAGGAGUUGAUUAAUAGCAAAAAUAGAAACUAAGGAUAAUAGAUAUGGCAGGGAAAGGGGAUAAAAAUAGAUUAUCCUGAAGCCAAGCAGGAAAUGGGAUUCAGUAGAGGACAAGGGAAAUCUGAUUUUUCUUUCCCAUGGUGUGGUUUGGAUAUGAAUGUUUUUUUAUUAUGUAGUUUUAAGUCCCUUCCAAAAGUAAAGCAUGUCACAUAGAAUUAAUGAUAGGAAGAAAGCAAGCUAGGUAAUGGUUUAAAUGAAUUCCAUAAAUUUCAUUUCUAAAUUAAAGUAUAAAGACAGAUUUUUAAGUUAUUGAUAUUUCUUCAUCAGUUAAAGAAGAAGGUGUGUGGUCCUCUAGGCUUAAGACCAAGAGGUUCAUAGACUUUAAGACCGCUUGACUCAUAGAAAAGGACUUCGGCAGGAACAUAUGAAAAAAGUUGUUGUCUGGAACACAGUACCUGAGGUUCACACAACUUUUCUCUGUUGGUUGUACAUUUGGCCUCAUCAUAGCACUGACCCUUUUCCAUUGUUCUGCCUACUUUCCUAACAGUAAAUCAUGAAACCCAGAUUUAAAUGAGUUGGGAAUACAAAGGGUCAUGUGUGUGACUAGAAUAAGCCAUGUCAUAUCUAAGGGAAUAUAAAGGGUCAUGUGUGUGACUAGAACAAGCCAUGUCAUAUCUAAUUAUUGUAAUACGGGCCAGUUGGAUGGGCUUUGCUACCAGGGAGACAGUAAGGAAGAGCAAGAAGGAUGGGGAAUGACUGAGGGUGGCCAGAGAUUGGUGAUGCUGGGACAAGCGGAGGUGAGGACUGUUGUAAGAAGGCAGCGGUCCAGUAUCAUGGGCUAUAUUUGUACUCUGGAGGUACCCAGGAUUUGUAAAAAGGUUUCACACACUAGCAUCUAACUCAGAUGCUUACACUGCACCAGUUAAACAAAAUGUGCUUAUGAGCUGUUUGCUGUUCAGGGGUCAUCGGCUUGCAAACUGUCUUCUUGGAGGUAGAGUGAUUCUGUAUGUCAGUUAAAUGCAAUCAAGUACAUGCCAGUUUAUGUCCUUGGACAUUGGCCUUUUACCUCACAUCUACUCUGUAUUUUUAUAUGUGAAGCAUUUGGGUAGUUGAUAUAGAAUGCCUACUGCUUCAUUUUAUAAUCUAGAAAACAACACUGCACAAUAUAUGAAAAAGAAAUAGGAAUAUAGCCAUUUUUUCUAGAACCAAUGAAGAUAGAAAUGUUUUAAAUUUGCUGUUAGUCAUUAAUCAGUUGAAAAUGAAUGGGAGGAGAAUUUUAUGCCUUUACAAUUUGCUUAGAACACUGAGGAGGUACAAAAGCUCGGCUAAUGUAGUCCUAAACUUUUUAAUUUCUCGUGUUAAGACACAUCGAAUAAAACACAGAGUCAUUUGUUAAAAACAUAUGAGACAUGCUACUGUGCUCUGAACUGAUCUUAGACCUGAUAACAUACUGGAAUAAUUAUUCCAGGUCAGUAUUCACAGAAAGAAACACGAUUUCCAAGGUUGUGGCAUGCAUUCUGUGGGUUUUACUUUUCUUGAAAUGGCUUCUUCUGAGCUUAGCAUCAACAUUCCACCAGCGUUAUCCCUCUGCCCUCGUCACUCUUCUGGCUCUGGCUCAUGCACACAGCACAGCCUUGCACACCGGAGUUACAAUGCAACACUGGGGACACAGCAGUGGCCUCAUGCUCAUUAGACAAGCCAGGAGCCUUUCACGUUCCUGGAUGCAACAUGAUAGCUGGAGCCAGCUCUUGAGCUGCAUCUUCACAUUACCCAACGAGCCUUUAUCCAAGCUGUGUCUCUGUGGGCUGAUCUUAGGGCAGAGUAACUGAUGCGUACAGAAUUCAGUAUUUUAUUUCUUAUCUGUAGCUGCUUUUUCUAGUCUGUGAGCCCUAAUAGCUUAUGGCAGCAAUUAUAAGAUGCAUUUCUAAACCAUCAAUGGACUUUCUUCCACUGACUAUUUUGUUCUUGAAGUUUUUAAAAGUUAUGAAAAACAUCUGACCGGAGUCUACACACUAAUACCCUUAACCAUUAAAGUCACGCUAAGCACCAAAGACAACGACAACCUGGUGUUAGGGAUUUGCCUCAUUUGCAGAGUCUCAGAUGGAUUUCCACCUCCAGCCAUGGCGUUAGAAAGUGUAAAAAUGAGAAGGAAAAGGCACUGUUAUCUUGGAAUGACAGAGGGAGGGAGGAAGGGAGGGUGAGGGAGAGAGAGAGAGAGAGAGAGAGAGAGAGAGAGAGAGAGAGAGAGCAGAGAGAAGAGGGAGACUAUCUUGUGCUCUACACUAUACAAGUUGGGAGCCAGAAUUCUCUCUUAUCUCAUAGAUCACUGUUCUUAGACAGAUAGAUGGAGUAGGUAGGUGGCUGGAUGAAUAUAGGGAUAAUGUGUAUUUUCUUCUGUUUUUUGUUAAUGUCUGAGUAGAGGUUUUGAUAAUGAGGAACAUUUUAUAAUGUUCUCCCAUUGAUUGUGAUGAAACCAAUAGAUAAAAGGUAGAAAAUCCUUUCUGAUAAUGAGACAGAGAAGAUUCCAGGAGUGGAAGUCUGAGUGUAGCCUAAUUUUCCAAAUAAAGAGGAUUGGGGGAGUACCUUUUCUUCCAGUCAGACAUUUCCUUCUAACUUUGAGAUGCCCCCAACACUGCAAGACUUACAGUCCUGGUCUAUCACAGUGCCUGGCACCCAGUCAACACUCAGGAAGCCUGAGCAGAACUUUCAGUUGGGAUCAUACUGUCCCUUUCAAUGCAAAGUUCAAACUUCCUUCAGCACAUAUUCAACAUCUUCACCAUCCACAUGGCUAUAUUCAGGAGACGUGCAUUCUGGGUAAAGGCAGACAUACUCUAAUUACACCAAUAGCUUAUCAUGAAAGAGGGAAAACAUCAGGCUAUUUGGGGAAAUUGUUAAAGCCAACAAGUGCACAAAAAUAGAUGGAAAAUAGUUUCUGUGACCUUUAAAUUUGAGAAGGAACAAAAAAAAAUCAGAUCAAUGAGAUGAAGUUCUUCAGAGAAUGAAGAGCCAAGAAGAAUGAUGGCGCAGAGCUACCUGAAGCACCCAUGACUCUGCUUAGAACCCAGACUGAAACUUGGACUUCUUUGGAGCCAAUAGAAAACACUGUCCCUGCAUCAUGAGAAACCACUGCACAGUCUGCUCUGCCAGUAUGGUGGGCACAGCGCCGAGCUGCAGCAAAGCCGAGUGUUACAGAGCAUAAUGUUUCAAUAAUGAUGUUCUGUUGGUCCUUAUUCUUGAACAAAUGGAAAAUUAUAUGUGUAAUUCAUCAAUAGCAAUCUGUGAUUAAAGGCCUCAUUAUCACUGAGCACGUAAGCAUAGUGAGAAGCCAGUCAUGAACGCAACGAUGGAUGCUGCUCUGAAACCAGAAGACUCCUUCUGCUCUGUCCAAGCAGAGGCACCGGUGGGCACAGAGGUGGCACCGGAGUCCAGAUGUAAUUGGGGCCACCUGCAGAUUGUGCUGCAUUGUUAAUAGCUGUGAGUCUAGGGAGGUAAGAAGACGGGAGGUUCUCACUGGACAUUUGUGUGCAAAGGUGAUCUCCAGGAGGUAGUCAGGGAUGAGCAAGAACUGUUUCCCAUGAGAGCGUGCUUUCACCAUGAGCAAUGGUGCCGUGCAGCAGAGAACCUGGACUGAGAAGUUCAUGGUCAUCUUUAAGGAUUAAGUCUAAAUUAUCUUCUUAUAUCAUCCCUCCUUCCCAUUUUCAAUUAAAAUAUCGGCACACAUAUUAGAGAUGAAUUAUCAUUAGUCCUGACGUUUGUUCAAGUGAAAGCGGGUUAACACCGGCAGUGGCAGGCUUCCUUGAAACACUUGUUCCCAAACUAAGUGGCCGUUGCAGAGCCAGAAGCAGGGGGAAUGGUGGGACCUUUCAGCUGGCUCGGGGCAUACUUGCCCAGUACUCCUGGGGAUUCCUCUACCUUCUGGGUGAUUGUCGCCUGUAACAGUCCACAGUCAGAGGCACUAUGGGCCAUCUUUUCUGGAGUGGUCAGCCUCAGCCGUUGCCUCUGAGACAUGCAUACUUCCCAGGAGCUGAUGUCUGUGCCUACGCGAGCACUCACCGGCAAGCUCACUAUGGAGUCCUGUGACUGGAAUGGCUUUUAAACAGGUGCUCACGAAGCACACCUCUGCUUACCUUUGCUCCUCUUGUGUACUCUACACUAGGGAUGCGGAUUUGUCUACGACUACCCUUCUCUUCAAAUAGGUAUAGAUGUGAUAUGUACGCUGGUCUAAAAGCAAUCCCAUGUUAAUGCGUGUAGCUUUACAGUGAGCCUCUAUAGCCGAACAUAUCAUCCAGUGAUGGAUUCUAGAAACAGACUGUAGAGAAUUACAUUUCUUUUUGUUUUUUCCUUGCUUGUAGGAUAUUUUAUACAAUUUUAUAUGCUGUAAGAUUUUAAGAUAUUUUUGCUAUUUUCCUUUGUAGACCUUGGCUAGGGUUUUCUCGGCUCUCGUGCUUCCUGUACUAUGACAGCCCUUGCAGCAUUUUUUAAGUGUCAUCUCCCUGCUCUUGUCUCUCAUUUUCUGACGUUUUCCAUGUCUCUUUAGUUAAUUCUGCCCAGAUAAGCCAUUCUACUUGCAAUAUCGUUUGUGCACCAAAUAAGGGGGGCACAUUUUCCAGUGUAAUGGGAAUGAGGAAGUAUUAAGUGUUAAAAGCAAGGCAGAGGUAGGUGUGUGGGGAGGAAGGAGUAGGUUGGGGAAGAGAAUCAAGUAAAAGGAAAUCUAAGUGGGUGAGGGGCAGGGAGACUUAAUCCAAAGCAAAGUGAAUCAUAGGUUAAUACAAUAUCAUUGUCUUCCUUGAGUGUAGGACUUUUUUUUUUCUGUCACAGGAUUUUUCUCCUCUGCAUGUUAGAUUCUUACCUUGAGUCUGUAGACUGACUCUUUGUAGGGAGCAGUCCUGGUCCUGGCUGUGUGGGAAUGAAAGGUGGAGACCCUAAGCCUUAGACUUUGCUGCUGUUCAGAUUCAGAGAGCCAGACUUGUGGGAAGUGUGUGCAACAGUAUCAAGAACACUGAGCAGAACUCUGAAGAAGGCAGACCAUCAGUCUUCCAGAUGUUUUCCCAGAUCGUGCCUCAUGCAUAGCUGUUGGGGAAAAUUAAGAAACUUAUGGUCGUGUACUGCAGAGACCUUCCCUAGAAGGGAGGAAGACUCGCUUGUCUUUACUUUGUGGCACAAUAUCAUAGACUUCUGGGGUGUGAAUGAGUCUCAGGCAGAUAUAAUGCAGAUUUAAACUUGCAUUUGUGUAUCACAGGGCAAGGGGAUCCCCUUCCACUCUGAGGAAGAGCAUUCUGUUCCCUAUGGUGCUGCUGUUUCAUACUCAAAGUUGCUCGCACACUGUAACGUCACACCUCCAAAUGCAGACAAAGCACGGGAUUUGUGUAAAACCAGGAGUGCCAAACUGCUGUUCAAAAUAUUAAAAGUCUCUUUAUUGUCGCUCUUACUGCACAGAAGAGCCUGGUGAUCCUUCAUGGCCAAUUCCUCCCUCGCAUCUAGUAAUAAAUAAAUAAUUGUAUAUUCCUCUAAUUGUCAAAUAAAAACAUGAGUUAACCUCUUAAUUGGAAUGUGAAAACAUGAAAAGGCUGUGUUUUUCUUGCCAUUGUUGCUUGUUGUGGUCCACAUUUUAUGCCAGAUCUGGGGGCUGCCAGAGCCUACUCCGCCCUCCAUCACUUGUAUUCUCCUGAAUCCUGGGCAAUGCCCAAGAAGCAACUGCCUCUACUGCCCAGAGCUGCAUUCACAGAGCAUGACUGUUGUGUCCGUGUAGCUGAGGGUUGUGUUAAAUGGAUUAUCAGAAGUUCAGGUUGCUGUUCCUGGACCUGACCCAGCUCCCGGGUUAUUUUUCACUGAGGACAAUGAUAUUAUAAUCCCUGGAUGUCAGCUUUCAAAUUCUAAACUAUUUUACUUGCUCCAUUCUUGGAAAUAUUCUCCUUUCCUUCAGAAUAGACUAGCAUUAGCCUAGUCAUUAUCUUUGCCUUUGAGGACAGAAGCCAUUUACUGUCAUAAGAUCUGUACCCAGCUGCUAACUUCAAAGCGGCCACUAAGAGGCACCCCCUUGUGGUGAUGAAGUGUACCACACAAUUGCUGCUCAGUGUGGCUCUGCAUAUUGUUUUUGCAUAGUAAUUGCUGUAUCACCACUCGCCUUGUAAAUUAUAGCCUUGAGCAGUGUACUUCUGCC
Molecule: messenger RNA, 9575 nt
Organism: Myodes glareolus (Bank vole)
Lineage: Eukaryota; Metazoa; Chordata; Mammalia; Rodentia; Cricetidae
Gene: Pde1c
Product: phosphodiesterase 1C
Biological process (GO): signal transduction
Molecular function (GO): 3',5'-cyclic-nucleotide phosphodiesterase activity
Source: RefSeq, a predicted model, not a curated record